This is a messenger RNA of Gymnodraco acuticeps, 1193 nucleotides long. It is a transcript of the gene med19a, whose product is annotated as mediator complex subunit 19a. Gene Ontology annotation, molecular function: transcription coregulator activity; transcription factor binding. Gene Ontology annotation, cellular component: mediator complex. The transcript has 6 exons. The record is from RefSeq and is a predicted model, not a curated record. Gene Ontology annotation, biological process: positive regulation of transcription by RNA polymerase II. The coding region runs from base 153 to 887 and encodes 244 amino acids. Lineage: Eukaryota; Metazoa; Chordata; Actinopteri; Perciformes; Bathydraconidae.
UGUCGCCUGGUAUUACGGUACUCGGGCCAUGAAAAAAUAAUGCCACAAAGAAGUGAAGAGUCGAGUAGUUCUCUGGGUUGAACCACAGAUGGAUUUGUCGUGAACAUCUCAACAAACAACAGACCACUUGCUUGUAGAAACGUGGUAUAGAUAUGACGGAAAUGUUUUCAACUCUGUUCGGGCAAAAUGAAGCCCAGGGACCGCCCGGCUCUUCGUCUCUGGGUUUCGGACCGGGGAAACCUCCGCCGCCUCUGCCGCAAAACCAAGCCUCCAUGACGGGGCAGAUGCCACCGCAGCUCGGGGAUGAAGGGCCUGCUCUGCGGAAGCCCGGAGCCAUGAAUGAACCGUUCUACUUACUGCGGGAGCUUCCUGUGGGAAACGAGUUAACGGGCAACACCAACCUCAUCACACACUACAACCUAGAGCACGCAUACAACAAAUUCUGUGGAAAGAAAGUGAAGGAGAAGCUCAGCAACUUCCUGCCAGAGUUACCAGGUAUGAUCGACUGUCCGGGCGCUCAGGAGGGCAGCUCGUUGCGCUCUCUGAUUGAUAAGCCUCCAGUGUGUGGGAACUCCUUCAGCCCGCUGACAGGCGCCCUGCUUACAGGCUUCAGACUACACACAGGACCGCUACCAGAACAGUACAGAUUGAUGCACAUACAGCCUCCAAAGAAGAAGAGCAAACACAAGCACAAACACCAUCGACAGCAGGACCCAUUACCACAAGAAACUCCAUCAGACACCGAUCCCAAGAAGAAGAAGAAGAAGAGGGACGACGAUCCGGACCGCAAGAAAAAGAAGAAAGACAAGAAAAAGAAGAAGAACCGCCACAGUCCCGACCACCCCGGCCUCGCUGGAUCACAACCCAACAGCAACAGCCUCAGAUAGACAAGAGCCCACUGUGUGCACGAGUGUGUGUGUGACUGUGCAUUUUGUAAGAGGAUGCGUGCGUGUGUUUUUCAGAUAAUUGUAUUAUUGGGAGUAUGUUUAAUGAGAGAGGGAAUGAUGUGUGGGUGAAUGAAAGGAGCAGUGGUUUUGUGUGAUGAUGAAAGGCAACGUUACAGAACAGUGUCAAAGGCAGAAAGACGCUGAUGUUAUGGAUGACUGAGCUGGCACUGUAUGAAUGUCCCUCUUUGAUUUUGUUGCGAUAUCUUUUGACCAUAAUGCCAAAAUCCAAUAAACUUUGGUUAUUAU